Hermetia illucens (black soldier fly) is the source of this 1913-nucleotide messenger RNA. RefSeq names its product transmembrane protease serine 9-like. The record is from RefSeq and is a predicted model, not a curated record. NCBI's taxonomy places the organism in Eukaryota, Metazoa, Arthropoda, Insecta, Diptera, Stratiomyidae. The transcript is spliced from 8 exons. Gene Ontology annotation, biological process: proteolysis. Gene Ontology annotation, molecular function: serine-type endopeptidase activity. The coding region runs from base 40 to 1827 and encodes 595 amino acids.
CAAAUUCUAUACAUUUCGACUUGUCCAACUGACCCAACAAUGGCGGCAAAUACUUUGCUAGUUUUAUUAGUGUUUAUUAUUUCAGUGGGAAAUUCAGUGAAAAAUGGCUUAAGAAGUGAAGUGGAUUGGGAUAACUUGAAAAUGCCAGACGCAUUGCCUGAAGUGUAUAGAUUGCAUUUACCUCGAAGAGUAUUGCAUAGUGUCCCACCUUCGGAGAGAAUCGUGGGGGGUGAAAUUGCACCCAUUGGAGAGUAUCCCUAUCAUGUCGGGAUCGUACCAAACUUUGGGACCUGGUGUGGUGGUUCCUUGAUUUCAGAUCAAUAUGUUUUGACUGCUGCGCAUUGUGUAGAUGACUGUAUGUUCGUUCAUUUGUAUUUAGGAGCACACAAUAUACGCGAGGAUGAAGAGAGCCAGUUAGAAUUCAAGGUUUUCUUUGAGGAUAUCAUAAUUCAUCCCGAUUGGAAUUUCGCCAUUUUUGCUAAUGAUAUUGCCUUGGUUCCAUUACCGGAGAAAAUACAAUUCAGAGACAGGAUAAAACCAAUCGCACUACCCAGUCGAUCAGAUGAUGAGCUUGACUUGGAGAAUGACGUUGUUACAGCCACCGGAUGGGGUUAUAUUUACGACAACAGCACAAGCAUCACAAACCUCCUUCGAUAUGCGAAACUUCGAGUAUUACCGCUUCCUGUUUGUCGGCAUUUCUACCUUAACAUUGUAUUUGAAACCAAUAUUUGCACAAGUACAGGGCUUGGACAAGGAGUUUGUACUCAUGAUGAUGGAGGGCCACUCAUGUACGAAAAGAAAGACGGUACUCGCAUCCUAGUUGGCGUAACGUCUUUCAUCAAUCCAGUGGGCUGCGUUUCAGGAUGGGCUACUAUGCAUGCUCGAGUGUCCAAAUAUCUGGAUUGGAUCUCACAAGCUACGGGCAUUGCAAUUAUAAAUUUAACGAUGGCACGGUCUCUAAUUCUAAUCAUCGCGGCGGUCACGAUUACCCUCGCGGCAAGUUCAAAAAUUGAUUGGUCGCAAAUCCAUCCUCGCGAUAUUCUACCAGACGUCCUUAGAGGACUUCCAACCAAGUAUAUACAAGCAAAUGGAAUACAUCAAGGACGAAUUACAGGAGGUCAGGAGGCACCCAAGCACGCAUUUCCCUAUCAAGUUGGACUAAUGAUUGAGUUAGAGGAAUUCAGAACAUUUUGCGGUGGAUCCUUGAUUUCUGAUCAAUGGGUGCUAACUGCAGCCCAUUGUGCCGAUGGUGCAAAAUCAGUUUUGCUUCAUUUCGGGGCACAUCACAUCCAACAAGAAGAGGACCGUGUCGAAAUGCUAUCUACAGAGUUCAUUGUCCAUGAAGAAUGGGAUAUGGAUAAAAUACGCAAUGACAUUGCGCUGAUAAAAUUACCGGAGCCAGUCAAAUUUUCAGAUAAAAUCCAACCCGUCAAGUUGCCUCGUAAAUCUGAUGUCGAUAAUAAUUUCGAAGGAGAACCAGCUGUUGCAUCAGGUUGGGGAAAGGAUUCAGACGAGUCUACAGUGAUUUCCCCCGUGCUACGUUACAUCGAAACACAAAUUUCCAGUUUGGCUGUAUGCAAACUCUUGUAUUUGUUUGUGCCAACCGAUAACAACAUUUGCAUUGGCGGAGCAAAUGGUAUUUCCACAUGCAACGGCGACUCUGGUGGACCUCUAGUGGUCUACGAAGCUGACGGGACACCCAUUUUGGUUGGAGCUACAUCGUUCGGAUCGAAAAUCGGCUGCGAAAAGGGCUUCCCUGCUGCUUUUACUCGUAUCACAUCCUACUUGGACUGGAUCAACAAGCGCACAAACAUUCCACUGCGUUAAUCAUAAUGUUUUCUGGCCAACCCAUUGGUCAUACGAUGAAUUUAUCACCAAAUAAACAUGCAAAUAUUUCUGGAUACGCGAGCAAA